Messenger RNA from Eimeria tenella, 813 nucleotides. RefSeq lists its product as uncharacterized. NCBI's taxonomy places the organism in Eukaryota, Apicomplexa, Conoidasida, Eucoccidiorida, Eimeriidae. The transcript has 3 exons. The record is from RefSeq and is a predicted model, not a curated record. Bases 1 to 813 code for a protein of 270 amino acids.
AUGAUGGAAAGCCUUCCUCGGGCCCCCCGGGCUUCCGAGGUGGUUAUCAGACUGAAGCUAGUAAUAGCAGCUGAGUACAAGCUAGGCGCGCGCAGCAGCAGCAGCAGCAGCAACAGCAACGGUGAGAGCAGCAGCAGCAGUGAGAACAGCAGCAGCAACAACAACUGCCCAAGCAGCAGCAACAUCUGCAGCAGCUGGCUGCCUCUGUCCGACUUCCUUCCCUCCGCUAGAGAAGCAGCGGGCGCAGCAGCAGCAGCAACAGCAGCAGCAGCAGCAACAGCAGCAGCAGCAGCAACAGCAGCAACAGCAGCAACAGCAGCAGCAGCAUGCACCGAGAGCCCCCCUCCAGCAGCAAACCUGCCGCCUCCACGGCUAUUUUUGGGUCAACUGGUUGCAGCAGGCAGCGCCGUGAGGGGCGUCAGCAGCGGCCAGCUGCUGCUGGCAGCAGCAGGUGUGGGGCCGCAGCAGCAGUUCCAGGGGCAGCUCCUAUUUUGUGUCUUCUCUGCAUGCGUGCCUCUGCCUCCUGACAUUGUUGAUAAGCUGUUGCUCUGCGGCGGCUUAUCUAAGGAGCAGCGACAGCAGCAGGAGCAGCAGCAGCAGCAGGAGCAGCAGCAGCAGGAAAAUAGGCUGCCCGAGCCGCAGCAAGAUGAGCGUCUGCAUGCACUACAGCAGCAGCAGCAGCAGCAACAGCUGCUGCAGCAAGAGGAGCUGGAGGCCUUGGCUUGCUCUUUGUCCCGGCUGCCGCACUUAGUGGAGGGGCUGGAAUGUAAUUUUUUUGCAAAUUUGCCGUUUUUUCCCGAUAAAUAUAUUUAA